CUUCCUUUUCCUGCGAAUGCCCUCCUUUAUUCGUAGAUAGCUAAUAACUUCCGAUGGUUUUUUUGGUAUCCACAAGAAUUGUUUCUCAUCCGUUCAUUAUCCCUACCUAGUCCUUUCAAUAAUCGAGAAAGCAUUCGUAGUCGUUCUUUUGGUGGUUAUUCGCUAUGUUAUUCACUCCUUAAUGUCACACCAAUUGUUUCCUUGAUGCAGCAUCCACUGCUUAGCCGACGUGCCCUUACCUAUUUACUAGCAAUUAGCAUUGCAUAAUCCACAACCUUGGAGUACUAGGUACUAGGCUACGCAUUUCCUUCUAGAGCCAACUCAUUGUUAAGCGUUAAGCGUCGAUUUCUACCCCUCGACGAAACAAAAUAGGGAAACAUAGAAGCCGAUUGUCUCGCGAAUCCCUGACGGAACCCACUUCUAUCCAGCUCCCCCUGUUACUUCAGUACCUUGGCAGGCGACAUCCAAGGACUGUGUAGACCGUGGUUGUGUGGACGAAUCCGUCUUGGUCUCUGCCUUCGUGUUGAGUAAAUAGGUACUGCUAACUGCUAGUACUACAACAUUACACACAAUCAUCGAAUCUCGAAGUUAUUUGCUUGACUCUUCCGCUGUCGAUGCACCACCUAUCCGACGUCACACGAGACUAAUUGAGGUUAGGCGGGUAAGGCUUAAGGCUUGAGGAGAGAUCGGACAUUCCAGCCUCUACCGGCCACUCUAAAUCUCGACUUGAGUGCCUGCGCCGCGUGAUGGAGCGGGACCCCGAAAUUCAGAAGAAAAAUGAAGACUCCCCGGUUAAUACGGAAUCGAGGGACCCAACGUUGGUGGAAUCGAACGCAAUGCAAUCGCCUGUCGAGAAAGACGACCGAAGAAUGCCGGAACACGAUUCGAUGGUGACGGUUCGGUUGUCAGAGCCGCCUUCCCUAACGGUGAAUACGGACUUUCCGCCGAAUACAUUACCUUUUAGAAAGAGCAUAUGGGGACAUGAAUGUACACCCACAAGUGCAACUGCGCCAAGUGCGACACCUGCGAUAGAGGAGGAAGUGACGACGGAGGAGAUAGUUGAAACUGAGAUUGAGUUGAAAACGCCGGCCGAUCCUCCCAAAAAUUUGCUACAAGAGCUUCAAGAAACAAACACGACAAGUCAGGAAGACGAGAAACCAACAGACGAUAUCGACCCCGACCCCGACUCAAUGGACGAGUCAGAUACGGAAGAGGUCGAUUGGGACCAAUUACAAAAGACGGAGGACGAACAAGUUAAAAACCAAGACGAUAAUUCUACAGCCUUAUUACUGGCACGACUCGAACAAGAGAACAAUAAAAUAGCCACGAAUCCGAAGAGCGUCAAAGUCAAGGUCGUCGAGCAAACACCAACCCGCCGACCGAGACCGCCAUCAAUGGCACAGAUGCGAGAUAUGGUCAACGGGCCAACGCCCAUGGCCUUACGAUACUCUGUCCUCCCUCCCCCGCCUAUGACCGAUCUCGAAUUUUACAUGGCACUCGUCAAGGAUUAUCAACAGACCGCUGCUCGUCUACCUACCUUGUUGUCCAAGAAGAUUCGAAAGGGAGUGCCGCCACCUUUGCGAGGCGUGGUUUGGCAGAGUAUGGCUGGUGCCCGCGACAGCUAUCUCCUCGAGCAAUUCGAUAGACUCUGCGGCGAAUCGAGUCCUUAUGAGGGAAUCAUCGGCAAAGAUCUUGGUAGAAGCUUUCCAGGCGUGGAUAUGUUCCGAGACCCGGACGGCGACGGGCAGCGAAUGCUUGGAAGAGUGCUGAAAUGCUUCAGUCUCUACGAUCAGAAGAUUGGAUAUUGUCAAGGACUUGCAUUCCUGGUUGGUCCUUUACUAAUGCAUAUGCCAGAUAGUCAAGCUUUCUGUGUUCUAGUGCGGUUGAUGGAGUAUUACGAUCUACGAUCAUGCUUCUUGCCCGACCUGUCAGGUUUGCACGUUCGCAUCUAUCAAUUCCGUGAGUUGCUUCGGCUGAAUCUGCCCACUUUAUCGAACCAUCUCGACGAACUACAGGUCGACCCAGCCUAUGUUUCGCAAUGGUUCCUCUCAUUCUUUGCCGUAACAUGCCCCCUGCCAAUGCUGUUUCGCAUCUACGAUGUCAUUUUUGCCGAAGGUGCGUCGGAGACUAUUAUGCGGGUGGCCCUGUCGCUCAUGCGCAAAAACGAGAGCCGCAUCUUGGCCUGCACUGAGCUUGAAGAUGUUAUGCAACUCCUUUUAUCUCGUGGAUUGUGGGAUUGUUAUCAUUACAAUGCAGAUGAAUUUGUCGAUGAUUUCGUUAGCCUGUCUAGUGUCGUAUCGCGAGAGAAAUUAGCCCAGCUUGAGCAGGGGUAUCGCGAGGAAAAGAUCGCCAGUGCCAAUGCCGCGCGAGCGGCCGAUGUUACCACAGCUGCCUCCCGAUUUUUGGGCCGUCUAUGGACUACGAGCACCUCUUCCCCGAGAUCAGGAACUCUUUCACCGGGACUCACCGCACCGUUGAGACCGUUAAGCAUGCUGCGCCGAAGUGCUUCAAAACAGAGUCUGGCGUCCACGCUGAAUUCUAUGGAAGCCAGCUCCGCUAGUGUCCUUAGCACCGUAUCCACCGACGCGACCACGCUAUCGCGCGACUCGUCCAAUGCCGACGAUGCAUCCUUCCGUGAGUCGACGCCAAUUGUGACGAAGCAACAAUCGAGUCGCGCCGCCGCCGACAAGAAUCUUCAUACCCAGAUUGAGGACCUCCUCACCGCCCUCAGCGAACUGCAGCGAAAUCAUGCUUUGCUAGCUACACAACUCCAACAAGAAAGGGAAGAGAGGGACGAGGACAGAAAAGCGGUCAAGUCAUUGCUGGCUGGAUUGAAGAAGAAAGCUGGGAAUGGGGAAACUAGUACGGCAGAGGAUGAGAACGCCGCCGAUGACAAGACAGAAGACAAAGCGGAGGAAGGAAAUAAGUCCGAUGAAGAUCGCUUGUCUGUGUUGAUGGAGGUGGUCGAGGGUCGUUUCCAUGUCGAUGAAGGACAGAAGCGCAGGUCAUCCUCGUUGUUGACCAAGGCACAACUACGCGAUGAAUUGUCUAGGACAAAGGAUCUAUACAGAAUUGAGAUGUCCAAGACCCAAGGCUUCAAUCGUCGCAUCGAGGAACUUGGACAAGAAGCCAACACAUUACGAGAACAGAUUCGCGAGAGUCACGCCCACGUUCGAAACCUGCAUCAGGACAAACAGCGUCUCGAGAGGCAGGUGCACACUAUGCGCGUGCGAGCUUCGGCUGAAACGCCCGGAUCGACAGCGGAACCCGGAGGCUGGUUCUCGUCGGGGGCUAAUCUGACUGCUGACAGCGGUACUGUCAACGGUGGCAGGGCUAAUAACGGCCUUCGGGAAUUUAAGCUCGGACGUAGCAAGUCGACGCCAAACACAUCGGCCUUCGCCUCUCGUUCCGGAUCGCUAGUCAGGACGCAAACGGAGCCAGUCCCCUCGAGCGAGAAUGACAGCCUCGUGAUGGAACUCAUACAGGCCAAGACAGCCGAGGCAGUGGCUCGCCAGGAGGCCGAAGAAUACAAGCAGAAGCUUGAGAGUCUACGGAAAGCUUAUGGGAUUACUGGUGCAGAGUCGCCCAACGGUACAUCUACGAUGGGGAUGAUCAAUCGAUUUGCAACCUCAAUUUCAGAAGCAAGCGGUGGCACUAAGAGUACCACCCCUUCUCACGCACCUACACCCUCUACUGCUACUAAUGCUGGUGGCUUCUGGGGUUGGAGACGAUAACUGCCGG
Molecule: messenger RNA, 3741 nt
Organism: Annulohypoxylon maeteangense
Lineage: Eukaryota; Fungi; Ascomycota; Sordariomycetes; Xylariales; Hypoxylaceae
Product: rab-GTPase-TBC domain-containing protein
Exons: 3
Coding region: 747-3734 (995 amino acids)
Source: RefSeq, a predicted model, not a curated record